This is a messenger RNA of Suillus subalutaceus, 929 nucleotides long. RefSeq lists its product as uncharacterized. Lineage: Eukaryota; Fungi; Basidiomycota; Agaricomycetes; Boletales; Suillaceae. The transcript has a single exon. The record is from RefSeq and is a predicted model, not a curated record. The coding region runs from base 181 to 573 and encodes 130 amino acids.
GUUCCUUAUUUAUUGUCCGCUGUGACUAAUUCAACAAUAAGUACUAGUGGCUUAUUCGUCUCGAAUUCCACGUUGGUGAGGGAGCGAUUCUCAUAAGAAGCAAUCAGGACCUCAACAAAUUGUUCACCAGGCUCAGGGCUGCGAAUGACGUCCAACAUCAGAAGAUAGUAUCCCCAGUAGAUGCGGCUCUUGUUCCUCUUGCGGGUGCUAUUUCUUCCGCUAGCAUCAAGGACUGAUCGCCCUGAUCAUGUGCGCAUGCAUCUUCGGUUAAUGAAGCCAGCUGGCGUUAUGGUGUAUAUAGUUGACCAAAACUCGGCCCUCUGCCCGGUUGUAGGUGCGCAAGGUAGCCUUAGCCAUGACCAAUGUGCGCCCACGCAGAUGAGAGUACCAUUCUUCAGGUGGGAUGGGUUCGUCGUCCUCGUUCCUAAAGUCCUGUUGUUAGAGCUUUGCGGGCCGAUGGUUGAAGACAUCCUCUCCGUGAUCUGGCAAUACACCAGGAAUUGGACGACAGUCCAGAGAAGCAGAUCCUUUCAGGAGUCAUCAGCGAUAACGAGCAGUCGUCAACGAGCAUGAUCCGAGGCAGCUCAAGCGCUGCUAUCGAUAAGUGUCCCUCUUCAGAAUCUGGUAUGUGUUAUCAUAUAACAUCGUCCGAACGCGUGAUUCCUGAUCUUUCUUAUUUUCAGACAGUACCGCCACCUCGGUUGCUCGUGAUCUUUGCGAUAGACUGCUCGCCCAGAUAUAUCCGAGGCAGCUUGAAGACUAGGAUUACAGAACGCAUCGCAAGGUUCAUAGCGCAGGAGGACUGCUGAGUGGAAGACCUGAGAGGACCCGCGCGAGCUGAGAUAUGAGAGCCUGCAAAGAAUAAAUUGACGGGGUUUCCCGACCGCUGGGAAAUUAUCGCUUGGCGACGUCCGCAAACUUAAUACCGA